This is a messenger RNA of Durio zibethinus, 949 nucleotides long. RefSeq lists its product as uncharacterized. The record is from RefSeq and is a predicted model, not a curated record. Lineage: Eukaryota; Viridiplantae; Streptophyta; Magnoliopsida; Malvales; Malvaceae.
UAAAUGUUUAUCAAAAGAUCUUUUUUGGGUAAUUGUGGGCAUACCAUCCAUAAAAGUUUGAGUAGAGAUAUUGUCAAAGGAAAGCAGUAGCCUUGGGAUUCCCUUGCUUUCUUUAGAAUUUAGUCAAAAGGAAGCAAGUGACCUUGAAAGAGAGUUUUAAAGCAAAAGCAAAAACAAGAAAGGGGAUUGGUGGAUACAAAAAGGGGAAGAGAUGAGCCCUGUUGAAGUGGGCUAGAUGCUGCUACAAAUUGCUUGCUGUUGGGAUAAUUAUGCAGAAAAUAAAGAACUUGGGAAGUAGUGGGAGGCUGUCAAUGGAAGAAAAUGUUGAGGAUGAGGAGAUUUCAAGAUUGGCAAUCUCCACAAUUCAAGCUAAGGAAGAGGAGAUUGAAAGGAAAAAGAUGGAAGUCAAAGAGAAAGUUGAACUCCAGCUUGGUCGUGCUGAAGAGGAAACAAGGCGUUUGUCAACGAUUUGGGAAGAACUUGAAGUGCUGUCUGAUCCUUUAAGGAAGGAAGUUUCUAUGGUAAGAAAGAAGAUUGACAUGGUUAACAGGGAGCUAAAGCCUCUUGGACAGAGCUGCCAGAAGAAGGAGAAAGAAUACAAAGAAGCCCUGGAAUCUUUCAAUGAAAAGAACAAAGAAAAGGCACAACUGGUUACUACUCUAAUUGAGAUGAUGACUGAAAGUGAGAAACUAAGAAUGAAGAAGCUGGAGGAGCUCAGUAAGAACAUAGAAUCAAUACAGUAGAUGUCCUUACUCUAAGGCUAUUAAGCUUGUGUAAUUGUAUUUUGGAUAUUUACUUUCAUAGAGUUUUAAGUUACUUUACGUCUAUCCUCUACAUUUCAAACUCCCUUGGUCUUUACAAAAAGAUGAACAUGUAAUUUGGUCUCUAAGGUAUACUACUUUGAAGGAUUUGGUACUUAUAGGAAUUAGGUAAUUGAAUUUUAUUUCUG